AAGGCCCAGGUGAUACAGACAGAGUGCCUCACAGACCCCAUUCUUCCCAAUCCAACUAUCCUUUAUAAAUAUUGACCUCUGUUUUUCAUCCAACAUUAUUAAUUCUCUUCCCUCACAGUGAUUCAGUCUCAGUUAAAACUCCUCCAACAACUCAUUUCAGUUUUCCAAGAAAAAACACACACUGUCAACUCUUUCUUUCUCUUUCCAACAUGUCUUCUGAAUCCACAUGCAAUCAAACUGUCCCACCUUUCUACUUAGAUGAGAAGUGGAAGUUAUCAUCAAAGAAUCAAGUAUCUUCCUCAAAUUCGAAGAAGAAGAAGAAUUUAACUCACCAUAGAAAGUGUGCUUUUGCUAGAAAGUGUGUUAGGCUUGUUGAAGAACAAAGAGCUCGUUUCUAUAUCAUGAGAAGAUGUGUUAUAAUGCUCAUAUGUUGGAAUGAUCAGUACAAUGAUUCAUAAGAUCAUGUUUUUGUGUACAUAGGUGUUGGAAUUUUCAUUGAACGAGGUUUAUGUUAAUGUUCCUGUUUAUGUUUAUGUUAGUGUUUUUAAUUUUGUUUUGUACUAUGUUGUUAGAAUUGGAAAAUAUAAAUGUUACUUAUAUAGCUUCAACACUAACUAAAUUGUCUUUCUUUUGUUAUCUAAAAUUUUCAUUUUUAUAUCAA
Molecule: messenger RNA, 661 nt
Organism: Vicia villosa (hairy vetch)
Lineage: Eukaryota; Viridiplantae; Streptophyta; Magnoliopsida; Fabales; Fabaceae
Product: small polypeptide DEVIL 11-like
Exons: 1
Coding region: 210-458 (82 amino acids)
Biological process (GO): negative regulation of cell population proliferation
Source: RefSeq, a predicted model, not a curated record